Molecule: messenger RNA, 996 nt
Organism: Brugia malayi
Lineage: Eukaryota; Metazoa; Nematoda; Chromadorea; Rhabditida; Onchocercidae
Product: RNA recognition motif domain containing protein
Exons: 5
Coding region: 1-996 (331 amino acids)
Molecular function (GO): RNA binding
Source: RefSeq, a predicted model, not a curated record
AUGCCUAUUAUACCGGAAGAAAGGAGAAUAUUGUUAGAGAAAUUGAAUUUGAAAACGUCGACAAGUGAUAUUGAACGAUUUUUCACAAGAUGGGGUCCACUUUCUGAAUGCAUUGUCAUGUUUGAUAAGAAUACGAGGCGUUCUCGAGGAUACGGAUUUAUUUGUUUUGUUUGGGAUCAUCAUUGUGAAGAGUGCCUCGAAGCGCAGCCACAUUCAAUAGAUGGUGUACAAAUUGAAAUGCGACCAAUCAAAGCCGUAUCUUCAAAUCCGAUUGUCAAGUAUGUCAAUUCACGAAAAAUCCUAGUUUCCUACCUUAGUGCACGUCUUACAAUUGAUGAACUCGAGGAAUAUUUUUCAAAAUUUGGUAUAGCCCGUAUUGAUUGUGCAGUGGAUACACUAAAUGAGAAGUCAUUGUAUUUUGCGUAUGUUACAUUUAACGAAGUUGAAUCGUGUGAUAGUUGUAUAAAUAUUGGAGAACAUUGCAUUGGUGGUUACCAUAUUUUCGUUCGAAAAGUGAUUCGACGAGAAGAUCUCAAAAAAGCGGAACAAAUGGAACGUGUUAGAGCUGUUUGUGAAGCUCGAAUUCAAGAAGAGCUGCAAGAAGAAGCAGGAAGAAGACGACGUAAUUUGGAUAAAAAAUUGCGUGCAAAUUAUUCUACGGAACUAGCCUUGUUGCGACCACCUCCGCCACCACCACCUGUUGCUGCACCGUUACGAGAAACUGCUGAACAGCCUCCGCCAUCGACCUCCAGUUGGGUGCCUCUUUUACCUAAUGAACAAUUCCAGGAAGAUGGUGCUUCCCAGCUUGCUGGUUAUGGGCCACAACGUCAGAAGCAGAAACAGUGUAGUACUUUUGCAGGUCCACAUCUUUCGGGAAAUCCUGUAGGAACCGGAAUAUCACAGUGGAUUCCACUGCCGCAUGGGAAUAUAUCGUCGUCCUCCGACAUUGUUCGACGAUAUUCUACGCCAAGCGAACCGUUUAAUAAUCGGUCCUGA